Messenger RNA from Morone saxatilis (striped sea-bass), 2306 nucleotides. It is a transcript of the gene tigarb, whose product is annotated as TP53 induced glycolysis regulatory phosphatase b. Gene Ontology annotation, biological process: fructose 1,6-bisphosphate metabolic process; regulation of pentose-phosphate shunt; negative regulation of programmed cell death. Gene Ontology annotation, molecular function: fructose-2,6-bisphosphate 2-phosphatase activity. The record is from RefSeq and is a predicted model, not a curated record. Lineage: Eukaryota; Metazoa; Chordata; Actinopteri; Moronidae. Gene Ontology annotation, cellular component: cytosol. The transcript is spliced from 6 exons. The coding region runs from base 36 to 851 and encodes 271 amino acids.
UCAACCCGGAAGUAGAACGAGAGUCGCUGCUGAAAAUGUUUACAUUCACUUUAACGCUCGUACGACAUGGGGAAACACAGUACAACAGGGAAAAGCUGCUGCAAGGACAAGGUGUGGACACAGUCCUGUCAGAAACAGGUUUUCAGCAGGGUGAGGCUGUAGGACGAUACCUCAGCGACAUCACAUUCAACAAUGUGUUUGUCAGUAACCUGCAACGAGCUGUACAGACAGCUGAAAUAAUUCUGAGGAACAACACUCACUGUUCUGGCACGGAGAUGGUUUUGGAGCCAUUACUCAGAGAGAGGGGUUUUGGCAUCGCUGAAGGACGUCCCAAAGAGCAUCUGAAGAACAUGGCCAACGCUGCCGGCCAGUCAUGCCGGGACUACACCCCUCCGGAAGGAGAGACUUUGGACCAGGUGAGGUUGCGAUUCAAAAAAUUCCUCAAAGUCCUUUUCAAGCAAAUGUCGGAUGAACACGGCUGGUCCAGACCAGACGCCCCCGCAGAAGCUUCAGAAGCCGGUGGCUCUGCGAAAGGGACCGCAGCUGCUGCCUCAGACGUGGCUCUUGGGGGUUCGGCUGACGACGGUCUCCAGGGAGUUUCUGCCCACGUUCUGGUUGUGAGCCACGGCGCUUACAUCCGUGUGGCCAUCAAGCACCUUGUAGAGGACUUAAAGUGCUCUCUGCCUGCAGGGGUGAAGAUGUCCCAGCUGUUUUCACCCUGUCCAAAUACGGGCAUCAGUCGGUUCAUCCUCACUCUGAGCCAGUCCGAGUCCGGCCCGGUCCUCUCCGCUGCUCGCUGCGUCUUUACCAACCGGAAGGAUCACCUGGAAAACCUUGCGGCUGCUGAGUAGUACAAAAGGGAAAGAAACGGGAUAGAGGUUUUAUGCACGGAGUAUGCGUACUGUUGUGUGGACGGGAACAAUCAUGAACACAAAAGGGAAAUAUGAGGCAAAGACCUCCAAGUUACCACAGGUAACUUGAAUGCAACAAUGCACAUGGUAAUUUGUGUUUUUUCAAUAAUCAAUAGUGUUUUAAUGUGGAUCAAUGUAUUUGUGCAGUACUGUUUUAUCAAACCGUUUCAUCCUCCUCCUCCUAACUGAGGGCCAGUCAGCACUCCUGUUGGGCUACUUCUUUAAUAUUUUAUUGCCUCUUUUAUCAUGUUAUACCAAAGUCAGAACUAUUUAAUGUAUAAUUGAACACUGUCAGUGGGUGUGGCAUUUUCAAGUUGACGUGUCUCAUUUUACUUGUGCAAUACAACAUGACAACACUGAGUCUUUAGAGUUUCAUUCAUACAUAGAUAUAGAUAAAAGAAAAUGAUACAGUUUGCACAUACGACAAAAUGCUGUGUAUUUGUUGCUGGGUGCUACAUAUUCACAUGUGUUUCAGGCUCCUUAGUAUUCAAUAGAAAUAGUCAGUCAGUUUUUAAUCUCCACUGAAUGGCUGAGCUGUUCUGGAGUCCGUCAUCAGUCCAGUCAUAGAUGGCCUCAAUAUUUCAAACCCAUUCUGAUCUACUUAUGUUAAUACUGCAAAGUACAACCCUAAAAACUGAAGGCGUCUCAUUGAACAUAAAUGCACUUUUACUGUUCUGAUAUAUAAUAUGUAACUGGAAAUACGUAGGAGACUCUAGUCUCUAGAUUGCUGUGUUUCAUUACAUUUGACAUUACUUGCAUACAGGGGCAUGACCAGGGGGGGGGGCUGAAAUCUGAUUGGCCACCUCAUUAUUCUUACCUCUUCCACUCUGUGUUGUCUUUCAGAUGCUGUAGUGGGCUCUGUUUUAAAGCUAGAGUGAAGUGAUAUGAAACCAUGUUAUGUUAUGUCGGUAAGUGGGCUAAAUAACGCUUUAAAGUUGGCAUGGCCACUUUCAAAGGGAUCCCUUGACCUCUGACCUCAAGAUAUCUGUAUGAAAAUGCAUUAUAUGGGUACCCACGAGUCUCCCCUUUGCAGACAUGUCCACUUUAUGUUAACCCCAUGCAGAUUUGAGCAUAAACCAUGCAGUUUUUUUCGCACGUUUUAUAAAUGUGUUAUUUUUGCCUUGUAUCUAAUGUAUUAGAAUAUUUCUGCAUACUGGGGUCCAUAAACUGUUGGAAUUGCAUGAAUUGGGAAUGACUGAAAAGCUGAGACACAUACUUCAUGCCCCACCCCAGUCAAAAAAAAAGUCUGGAAACACCCCUGUUUGCAUACAUAUAAUGUAUUGUCAAUUAUUUACUACUUACUGGUUGAUACACGUGGAGUAUUUUUGUGUCUCUAGUUAUGCAGUUGUGCUGCUCAUUUGACUUGUGCAAUAUAACAUGACACUGAAACAACCC